AACACAACGUUUUUUCUAAAUAUAUUCGAACUGUUUUAAAUGUGGAACACUUAAUGGCCUGAUCAAAUCCUGUACGGACAUUUGUUAUGACGAACUCGUUCACCGUUCAAUAGAAAUAGUGGGUAGAAAGGCUAUUAGGGUAAAACGGGUGGAUUGUCAAAAUGGAUUAGACGCAAUGGCACAGAAGUUCUCUAGUCAGGUAUGAUUAUGCUUGUUUAAAGUUAUUUUACUUCUUAAAAUGUAUUUUUGAGUCGAUAGUAAUUAAAAUGUCUAAAUAUCAUUACUCGUGUACUCAAACCCCUGCUGAAGUAGCGCAUCAUCACGUGGUAGUUGUUAAUUUUCUCAGCGCUUUUCAGGAUGGACCAACCACAGUUGUUAUGGCUUACUGAAUACGGAAUUUCUAUAAUUAAUUUAAUUUAAUUGCUGGUGCGAAUUUAUUUAUUUAUUGUCAUAAUCCAAUUCUUUAAAUUAUUAUAUUUCAAGCGGUUAUUGUUUUAAUGGUUAAAAAUGACCCCAGCAACACAAUAAUCUCCCCGACAUUUACAUUCAGCAUAAUGGGGAAUUUGGCUUUUUGAGUCCCCAAGCGCCCCCUAGAGGGAAACUAUUCUUACCUCAAAGUAAACCGUCUGUUUAGCUUCUGUCACAUUGCUUUCUAGCACUACCUUGCCUUCUGUAGGUUAUGUGUGUACUUUCUAUGAUAAAAGCGUUGUCAGACUUGUCAGUUUGGUGAUGCGAGUGCCAGUGCGUUGGGUAUUAUGGGACGUGAAGGACACACUGUUAAAGGUCCGGCGCUCGGUUGGGGAGCAGUACUGCAGCGAAGCGAAGCGAGCAGGACUGAAACUACCAGCUGCACAAGUAGAAACUGCUUUCAGACAAUCUUACCGUCAGCAAUCACGUCUAUUUCCCAACUAUGGCAGAGCUCAGGGAAUGGACAGCCAGGUCUGGUGGACUGGACUAGUGAGGGGUACUUUUGCCCACUGUGGGGUAGAUGACCCUGCUUUACUAGACAGACUAGCCAACAACCUCUAUCACAACUUUUGUGGACCAGAAAACUGGGAGGUGUUUCCUGAUUCUAAUAACACCCUGAAGUUCUGCACCGCUUUGGGUCUGAAGCAAGGAGUUGUUUCCAACUUUGACAAGCGUUUGGAAGGGAUCCUGAGGGGAUGCGGCCUUCUCACUCACUUCUCAUUUCUUCUGACCUCAGAAGAAGCUGGGGUUGCUAAACCAGACCCUUCCAUUUUUACCCAGGCGCUGGUGCGAUGUGGUGUGCAAGCCUCCAGUGUAGUCCAUGUUGGGGACCAUUAUGUGAACGACUACCUGACCUCACGCUCAUUGGGUAUCCGAGGUUACUUGCUGGACAGACAAGAUUGUCAUGGGCACCUUGAUGUUCCCCCACAACAUAGACUUAAGAGCCUUGAUGAUUUACCAGCUCGACUGCAACAGGAUACAGACUGAGAGUUCAUCUGAUGAUUAUAUGAUGUUGCUGCAGGAUUAAACUGAUCAUAUAUUUUGCAGGUGUCCGUUUCUUAUGGUGAAACAUUAGAUGUAAACCUGAAUAACAGAAUGUGGGGACUAGGGGAAAAAAAAACAUAAUUAUACCACUUUAGUUUUAAUGAAAUGAUAUCAUGUACUGCCUCUAAAUUAUACUUUAUUGUUGUUCUGACAAUAAAUGACAUUUUAUUUGUGACAAUUG
Ctenopharyngodon idella (grass carp) is the source of this 1693-nucleotide messenger RNA. RefSeq names its product haloacid dehalogenase-like hydrolase domain containing 3 (gene hdhd3). Bases 730 to 1455 code for a protein of 241 amino acids. The record is from RefSeq and is a predicted model, not a curated record. The transcript has 2 exons. NCBI's taxonomy places the organism in Eukaryota, Metazoa, Chordata, Actinopteri, Cypriniformes, Xenocyprididae.